Molecule: messenger RNA, 3359 nt
Organism: Anopheles arabiensis
Lineage: Eukaryota; Metazoa; Arthropoda; Insecta; Diptera; Culicidae
Gene: Trxr1
Product: thioredoxin reductase 1, mitochondrial
Exons: 3
Coding region: 941-2458 (505 amino acids)
Biological process (GO): cellular response to oxidative stress; glutathione metabolic process; cell redox homeostasis
Cellular component (GO): cytosol; mitochondrion
Molecular function (GO): glutathione-disulfide reductase (NADPH) activity; flavin adenine dinucleotide binding; thioredoxin-disulfide reductase (NADPH) activity
Source: RefSeq, a predicted model, not a curated record
UGGUCGUCGACAAGGGUCGGUCGUGUAGUUUGGCAUACCCGCGCCACCGUCGCUUCCUAUUGCGGGGGGGAGCUGUCCAGCUGUCAUUUUAGCAAAGUUGCUGCUGCGUACCGCGCGCAACCAUUUGAUUCCCCCGGGGGGUGUCCGCUGCUCCGUCGAGCCAAUUAUCCAGCAUUGUUAAAGACUGUGCGCGUGUAUGUGUGUAUGUGUGUGUUGAAUAACGCAAAGGAAACGGUCAGCAAGAAGACAUUUUCUUCCCCCCUUUUCCCUUUCUCAUGUAACAAUCCACAUUGGAUUCGGUUUUGGCUAGUGGUUACGUGGUGUUUGCGAGGUUAAAAUUUCACCUCAAAUUUCCCUCAGUGCCCCGCAAAGUGUGUGUACGAACCAGCAGUGAGUGUACUAUUGGUCAUGAAAGUGUGCGCUGAGAAAUAUUCGAUUACCGGCCGCGCGUAACACCACGCAAUUAUUGAAAGAAAAUCACGCACACACACGCAAACACAUCUUUCAACCUUUUCUCACUGUGUUGUGUGGUGUCGUCGGGGGGUUACAUUCGUGCAUUCGCUGCGACAUCACCAUCCACCGGCGCUGAUCUUAUCUACCAACAAAGGAGCGAGAACGAGGCAGGGAGUGUGGUGUGGGGACAAUAGGAACACCAAAAAAGCAUCAUCAUCGCCGGUCGUGUCGAUAGCACACACACACGCACACACCUUGACACACUCAACUCAACAGCGCGAUGGCGACGGCCGUGCUUGCGAGACCCGCGCGGAGCCUUAUAAAUGUUGUACAGUGUGUGCGGUUGAUACGAACCCAGGCCACCGUCAUGUUCGCAACAAGCACAGAGUUGUGUCGCGCUGUUGGGGUUGCUAACCGGUGAAAUUGUGCGGCUCUCGUAGGAAAGGAAGGUUUCGUUGUUCAUUUGCACAAUCAAACACGCUUCUUCAUGGCGGCGGCAGCGGCAGCGGAGCAGGAAAACUAUGAGUACGAUCUGGUGGUGAUCGGAGGCGGUUCGGGCGGUCUCGCCUGCGCCAAGCAGGCGGUGCAGCUCGGCGCGAAGGUGGCGGUGCUGGACUUCGUGAAGCCAUCGCCGCGCGGCACCAAGUGGGGCCUGGGCGGUACCUGCGUGAACGUGGGCUGCAUCCCGAAGAAGCUGAUGCACCAGGCGUCCCUGCUCGGCGAGGCGAUACACGACUCGCAGCCGUACGGCUGGCAGCUGCCCGACCCGGCCGCGAUCCGGCACGACUGGGCGACGCUGACCGAGUCGGUGCAAAACCACAUCAAGUCGGUCAACUGGGUGACGCGGGUGGACCUGCGCGACCAGAAGGUGGAGUACGUGAACGGGCUCGGCUACUUCAAGGACGACCACACGGUGGUGGCUGUGAUGAAGAACCAAACCGAGCGCGAGCUGCGCGCCAAGCACGUGGUGAUUGCGGUCGGCGGUCGGCCCCGCUACCCGGACAUUCCCGGCGCGGCCGAGUACGGCAUCACGAGCGACGACAUCUUCAGCCUGCCGCAGGCGCCCGGCCGCACCCUCCUGGUCGGCGCCGGCUACAUCGGGCUCGAGUGUGCCGGCUUCCUCAAGGGGCUCGGGUACGACGUGAGCGUGAUGGUGCGGUCGAUCCUGCUGCGCGGCUUCGACCAGCAGAUGGCCACCAUGGUGGGCGAUUCGAUGGUGGAGAAGGGCAUCCGGUUCCAUCACCGGUCGCGCCCGCUCGCGGUCGAGAAGCAGCCGGACGGCCGGCUGCUGGUGCGGUACGAGACAGUGGACGAGGCCGGCACCGCCACCAACGGCGAGGACGUGUUCGACACGGUGCUGUUCGCGAUCGGGCGCCAGGCCGAGACGGGCACGCUCAAGCUGGCGAACGCGGGCGUCGUCACGGCCGAGGGCGGCAAGUCGGACAAGCUCGAGGUGGACGAGACGGACCACCGGACGAACGUGCCGCACAUCUACGCGGUCGGCGACGUGCUGUACCGGAAGCCGGAGCUGACGCCGGUCGCUAUCCAUGCCGGGCGCAUCAUCGCCCGCCGCCUGUUCGGCGGCUCGGAGGAGCGCAUGGACUACGCGGACGUGGCGACCACCGUCUUCACGCCGCUCGAGUACGGGUGCGUCGGGCUGAGCGAGGAGGCGGCCGAGGCCGCCCACGGCAAGGACGGCAUCGAGGUGUACCACGCCUACUACAAGCCGACCGAGUUCUUCGUGCCGCAGCGCUCGGUGCGCUACUGCUACCUGAAGGCGGUGGCGCUGCGCGAGGGCAACCAGCGCGUGCUCGGGCUGCACUUCCUCGGGCCGGCGGCCGGCGAGGUCAUCCAGGGCUUUGCCGCCGCGCUCAAGUGCGGCCUGACCAUGCAGGUGCUGCGCAACACGGUCGGCAUCCAUCCGACGGUCGCGGAGGAGUUCACCCGGCUCGCCAUCACCAAGAGCUCCGGGCUGGACCCGACGCCGGCGACCUGCUGCAGCUAGGAAGGGACAAUUCGUUGCCUGCAACACACACACCCACACACCAACAUUCAUCACUUCUCUUUUCUUCGUCCUUUAGUUUGUCGCUUUUUUGUUGUUGUUUUCUUUCCAAAAUCCAAUUUGGCGGGAAUGGUAUGGGGCAGUGGAAAGGUUUUAGCAUGUAGAAAGGAAGGCAUACAUACACACACGUGCGCGUCGCUGAGCAAAGGUGAAAAGAUCCUUCUAAAACACAUUAAAAGAGAAACACAGAAAAAAACAAGAAUAUAAAAAGAUAGCUCGUUAGGACAGCUCUUUUGCCCCUUUUGCUCUAACCCGUCCCGAUUUUGGGUCCAAUCGCUGUGAGGAAAACGUUCCAUCUGUUUUUUGUUUUGGUUUGUGCGAGUGUGCCCAAUGUAAUUGUGGUGUGCAGCAGCAAUGUGUGCAUGUGAUUUGUUGUGUGUGGACCAACGGGACGGACCAGAACGAAGCGAGAGCGGAGAUGGCACAAAAAGGUAGAGCGAAGGAACAACAGAUUUUGGUUUAUAAAACCGCAAAAAAAAACCCGAACAAAGGAGGAGAGGACGGUUUUUUGGAUUGUUUUGCUAAGUAAGAACAGGCUUGUACGCCGCCGUGUGUGUGUGUGUGUGGGUAGGAAGUUUAGGAAAGUGUGCGCGCACUACCCAGAGUAACAACAGGGAAAUUAGAAAUUAGAAAAAAAGGAAAGAUUAUUCCCGCACAAUUGACAACUACGGAUCCAUCCGGGGACGGUGAAGCUGCCGGUUCUGCGAUCAAUUCCCCAUUUUGUUCGGUUUCUAUUUCAUCAGUAUCAAUGCGUCAGAGAGAAGGAAAGAAAACACACACACAAACUCAACAAUACAUGUGUAUCGAAAUUGCAAGUUGAAAACUUGUGAUGAACCCACGGAAA